Messenger RNA from Dipodomys ordii (Ord's kangaroo rat), 936 nucleotides. Its product is annotated as olfactory receptor 5W2-like. Gene Ontology annotation, cellular component: membrane. Gene Ontology annotation, molecular function: odorant binding; olfactory receptor activity; G protein-coupled receptor activity. The transcript has a single exon. Gene Ontology annotation, biological process: G protein-coupled receptor signaling pathway; sensory perception of smell. The record is from RefSeq and is a predicted model, not a curated record. NCBI's taxonomy places the organism in Eukaryota, Metazoa, Chordata, Mammalia, Rodentia, Heteromyidae. The coding region runs from base 1 to 936 and encodes 311 amino acids.
AUGAUCACUGGAAAUUGCUCCUCAACAUCUGAAUUCCUUCUCUUGGGAAUUACCAAUAACCCUGCAAUGAAAGUGGUUCUAUUUGCUACAUUCCUUGUUUUGUAUCUCAUCAGUUUCAUGGCAAACCUUGGCAUGAUCACCUUAAUCAGGAUGGACUCCCAGCUUCACACACCUAUGUACAUUUUCCUCAGCCACCUCUCUUUCUCUGAUCUCUGCUAUUCUACAGCUGUAGGGCCCAAGAUGCUGGUGGACCUGCUCACCAAGAGUGGUAAAUCAGUUCCCUUUGCAGGCUGUGUCCUGCAGUUCCUCAUCUUCUGCAUCUUUACUGAUGCAGAGUGCAUGCUGCUGGCAGUGACGGCCUUUGACCGGUACAAGGCCAUCAGUAACCCCCUGCUCUAUGCCGUGGACAUGUCCAGCAAGGUGAGCUCCCAGCUCCUGACUGCAGUUUACCUGGUGGGAAUAACAGAUGCUUUGGUGCAUACUACAUUGACAUUCCGCUUAUGUUUCUGUGGGUCCAAUGAGAUUAAUCAUUUCUUCUGUGAUGUGCCUCCUCUCCUGCUGAUCUCUUGCUCUGACACACGCAUCAAUGAAUUAGCAAUCUUCACAAUUUUCGGUUUCAUUGAACUGAGCACCAUCUCAGGAGUCCUUAUCUCUUACUGUUACAUCAUCUUAUCAGUGAUCAAGAUCCGCUCUGCUGAGGGAAGGUUCAAAGCUUUCUCCACCUGUGCCUCACACUUAACCGCAGUGGCCAUUUUCCAGGGGACUAUGCUGUUCAUGUAUUUCCGGCCGAGUUCUUCCUAUUCCCUGGACCAAGACAAAAUGACGUCUUUGUUUUACACCCUUGUGAUUCCCAUGCUGAACCCUCUCAUAUAUAGCCUAAGGAACAAAGAUGUGAAACAGGCUCUUGACAAACUAAAGAAUAAAAUGUGCCUCUAA